Messenger RNA from Condylostylus longicornis, 1420 nucleotides. It is a transcript of the gene Sps1, whose product is annotated as inactive selenide, water dikinase-like protein. Gene Ontology annotation, cellular component: cytoplasm. Gene Ontology annotation, molecular function: ATP binding; selenide, water dikinase activity. The transcript has a single exon. NCBI's taxonomy places the organism in Eukaryota, Metazoa, Arthropoda, Insecta, Diptera, Dolichopodidae. The record is from RefSeq and is a predicted model, not a curated record. The coding region runs from base 126 to 1319 and encodes 397 amino acids. Gene Ontology annotation, biological process: L-selenocysteine biosynthetic process.
AUCAGAAAAAAAGUAAAGUGGUAAAUUGUAGUGACGCCAUUUUGCUCCAGUGUAAGAAUAGCGGCUUUUUUGAUUAUUUAUACUAUUGAAUUUUGAAAUUUGUUUACGGUUGAAAAAAAAAAGCGAUGUCUGAAUAUCAGGCUGAUGCAUUGAAUUCAGUAAAACUAGAACUACAAGGAGAAAACGACUCCUUACGCCGUCCUUUUGAUCCAACAGCUCAUGAUUUGGAGCCUACAUUUCGUUUAACAAGAUUUGCUGAUUUAAAAGGUCGUGGAUGUAAAGUGCCACAAGAAGUUCUUGGUAAGCUUGUUUCAUCCUUGCAACAGGAUUACACGAACCAGGAUGAUAAUCAGUAUAUGCACUUGGCGAUUCCGCGGAUCGGCAUUGGGUUAGAUUGUUCCGUGACGCCGUUAAGACAUGGUGGUUUGUGUUUAGUUCAAACAACGGAUUUUUUUUAUCCAAUUGUUGAUGAUCCAUAUAUGAUGGGUAAAAUUGCUUGUGCAAAUGUCUUAAGUGAUCUUUAUGCGAUGGGCGUGACUGAUUGCGACAAUAUGUUAAUGUUACUGGCUAUAAGUACGAAAAUGACGGAGAAGGAACGCGAUGUUGUUGUUCCAUUAAUGAUGAGAGGUUUUAAGGACUCUGCUGUAGAAGCUGGGACAUCUGUAACUGGGGGUCAAAGUGUUGUUAACCCUUGGUGCACAAUUGGAGGGGUAGCAUCGACUAUUUGUCAACCAAAUGAAUAUAUCGUUCCGGACAAUGCUGUUGUUGGAGAUGUUUUAGUUUUGACAAAACCAUUGGGCACUCAAGUUGCUGUAAGUGCACAUCAGUGGCUAGAUCAACCAGAAAGGUGGAAUAGAAUCAAAUUAGUUGUUUCAGAAGAAGAUGUACGGAAAGCAUAUCAUCGUUCUAUGGACUCUAUGGCACGAUUAAACAGAGUGGCUGCUCGUUUGAUGCAUAAAUAUAAUGCCCACGGUUCAACAGAUAUAACAGGUUUCGGCCUCUUGGGGCAUGCUCAAACUUUAGCAUCACAUCAAAAGAAGGAAGUUUCUUUCGUUAUUCACAAUUUACCUGUUAUUGCUAAAAUGGCAGCAGUUGCAAAAGCUUGCGGAAAUAUGUUCCAAUUACUUCAAGGUCAUUCCGCUGAAACAUCUGGUGGUUUAUUAAUCUGUUUACCAAGGGAGCAAGCCGCUGCAUAUUGUAAAGACAUAGAAAAGCAAGAAGGAUACCAAGCUUGGAUUAUAGGUAUUGUUGAAAAAGGAAAUCGUACUGCAAGAAUAAUUGAUAAACCUCGUGUGAUAGAGGUCCCUGCAAAAGAUUAAGUUGUAUGCCCAAAAUAUAAAAAGAAAAACAAGCAUUUUAACAACUUUAUUGUGUUGUUGUGAUGAUUUCAAUAAAUAUAAAAUUUACUUUUCGAUCUAAA